Hydra vulgaris (swiftwater hydra) is the source of this 2906-nucleotide messenger RNA. The record is from RefSeq and is a predicted model, not a curated record. Lineage: Eukaryota; Metazoa; Cnidaria; Hydrozoa; Anthoathecata; Hydridae.
CAAUAUCUGCAGGACCAUCAGAUAUAUUAUAAAAUAGUAUUUAAAAUCAGUUGUCAGCCACAUGUGGUCUAUAUGAUGCAACAUGUUUGCAAUUGUUGGCAUGUCAUUUAAAAAUAUGUAACUAAUUUUGCUUUUCAAUAUUACCAUUAAUAUGACUUUUAAAAUAAUAAAAUUUUUUAUUUGUUUCAAAAAAUACUGUUUUAUUACUUACAAUAUAGUAUGUUAUUACAAGAUACUUCUGGCUUUUUCUCUGUUUCAAACCAGUUUAGUUAUAUCUUUUGUUCACAAAUUUUAUUAGAUGCUAUACACAUAGUUUCAUAGGUUUAAACUGAUAAAUAGCACUUUAUUGUUUUUGUUCAUUUUAGAUUAGUAUAGCAAAAAAUUAUUAAGAUAAAGUUUUAUCAAACAUAAAUAAUUUCUCAAUUAUGUCAAGUAACCUAAGAGCUGAAAAUAGAAGAAAUCGUCGAAAUGAAAGAAAUGAGGCCAGACGAGAAGAAAUUAAUCGUCGCCAAAAUGAAAGAAAUGAGGCUAGGCGAGAAGAAAUUAAUCGUCGCCAAAAUGAAAGGAAUGAGGCUAGACGUGAAGAAGUUAAUCGUCGCCAAAAUGAAAGAAAUGAGGCUCGACGAGUAUUAUUUAGGCGUGAAAUGCAUUGCAUAGCAAGAAAUAAUGUUUUUAUAGAGAGUAAUUACCUAGGAGAAAUGAACCAUAAUUGUCAGUAUUGUGGUGCUAAAAAAUUUUUAAAUGAAACACAUUUUUUGUGCUGCCAUUCGGGAAAGGUUGUCUUACCUCCACUUUCACCUUAUCCACCGCUGAUGGUUGAUUUAAUGACAGGCAACCAUGUUGAUCGUGCUUUGAAUCAAAAUUUUUUCAAGCAUAUACGAAAUUAUAAUGCCUGUCUAUCUUUUGCUUCAUUCAUAGCCACAAUAGAUCCUCCGUCAAAUCGUGGUCCACCCUGUUUUAGAAUUAGUGGGCAAAUUAUGCAUCGUAUUGGUAAUCUAAGACAUCAGCAAGGGGAUCCACCUGCUUAUUGUCAAUUAUAUGUUUAUGAUCCUAAUACUGCUUUAAACUUUCGAAUGGAGCAAAAUGAUUGUUGCAUACGUGAGUUAAUGGAACUUUUGCAGACUAUAAUUAAUCAGGAGAACCCAUAUGCGCUUGCAUUUAAAAACAUGGCAGAAGUUGAAGAUGCAGAAAUUCGUCAAGCUGCUAUAGAAGGUCGACCGAUUUCUGUUGUCAAAAUGUCGUUGCUUGAGGGUUGUGAUAGACGUCGAUACAAUCUUCCAUCACAUGAAGAGGUUGCCAUUGUGUUUGUAGGAAAUGAUGGUGCUCCACCUCCAUCUAGAGAAGUUGUUAUUUAUCCUCGAGGUCAACCCUUAAAAACAAUUUCAAGUAUGUCUGCAAAUCUAGAUCCAAUGAUAUAUCCAAUAUUUUUUCCAAGAGGUGAUGCAGGAUGGCAUGAUCAACUAGAGCACAAUCCUGACCGAGCAACACGUGUUCGAAAUCGUGUUACUUUAUCUCAGUACUACAACUAUAGGCUUUCUAUUAGACAAACGUUCAGUCCUAUAUUUUAUGGUAAGAAACUUUUUCAACAGUAUGCUGUUGAUGCAUAUGUCAAGAUUGAAGGACAGCGCCUUGCUUUUAUCAGAAAUAACCAAAACAAACUUAGAAGUGAACAAUACGAUACAUUACAUGAGUAUGUAAAUAAUGUUGCAAAUAACCUUAAUGUAAGACCGGGUCGUGUUGUUAUACUACCAUCCUCAUAUGUUGGAAGUCCAAGAGCUUUAAAAGAAAAUUUUGAAGAUGCAAUGGCAAUUAUAAAGAAAUAUGGUAAACCAGAUCUUUUUAUUACUUUUACCUGUAAUUCAAAAUGGAGAGAAAUUACAGAAAAUUUAAAUCCAGGUGAGAGCGCAACUGACAGGCCUGAUUUAGUUUGUCGCGUAUUUAAGAUGAAACUUAAAUGCUUCUUAGGUGAUAUUUUUAAACAUGGAGUCUUAGGCAAAGUUGUAAGUCAUGUACAGGUUAUUGAGUUUCAAAAACGUGGUUUGCCACAUGUGCAUAUUUUAUUACACUUUGUAAACGAUGAUAAGCUAGAAACAGCAGAGGAUAUUGAUAGUUUAAUAUCAGCUGAAAUUCCAGAUCAAACUGUUGAUCCUGAACUUUUUGAAAUUGUAAAAACAUGUAUGAUUCAUGGACCAUGUGGGAUUUUAAAUCCCAAUUCUCCUUGCAUGAAAGAUGGAGUUAGCACAAAAAAAUUUCCUAAAGAGUUUAAUCCUUGCACUGUUGCAAUUUUCAAUGGUUAUCCUAACUACAGGCGUUUAGAUAAUGGUAGAGUAGUCAUUAUAAAAGGUAACCAAGUUGAUAAUCGAUGGGUCGUACCCUAUAACCCCUGGUUAUCAAAAAAAUACCAAGCCCACAUUAAUGUUGAAGCUUGCAUGUCUAUUAAGUCAGUGAAGUAUUUAUACAAAUAUGUCUAUAAGGGGCAUGAUUGUGCGAAUGUGGUAAUUAAUGAAAGUGUUGACCAUGAUGAAAUUAACACAUAUUUAGACUGUCGCUUUGUUUCCGCCCCAGAGGCUCUUUGGCGAAUAUAUGAGUAUUCCAUAAGUGAUAUGUCACAUACUAUUAUCCGCCUUCAAAUCCACCUUCCUGAUAAUCAGAGAGUAUAUUUUAACGAAGGAGAAGAACAAGUAGCUAUAGAUCGUGCAGCACAGCGUGACACUCACCUAACCGCUUGGUUUAAGUUAAAUGCUGAAAAUAAUGAAGCACGUCAGUAUUCUUAUGUUGAAAUUCCAUAUCACUUUGUUUUUGGUAAAAAUUGCAUGUGGAAAGUAAGACAAAGAGGUAGUGAUAAGGUGGUUGUUCGAAUGUAUAAAGUCAGUUAUUUUUUCUCAGGUUGUUACUUUUGCAUGUAA